Messenger RNA from Folsomia candida, 3751 nucleotides. Its product is annotated as pro-resilin. Bases 489 to 2597 code for a protein of 702 amino acids. The record is from RefSeq and is a predicted model, not a curated record. Lineage: Eukaryota; Metazoa; Arthropoda; Collembola; Entomobryomorpha; Isotomidae. The transcript has 19 exons.
GAACGAGGUUUAUUCUCAGUUGGGCCAGGAUUCCGUGCGGACCGUGGUCACAUAAAAGACGACGCAGUAGUGAUCUUCUGAAAGCCCUUUCACUCUUUAAAAAUCUGCUGCGAAGCGUCUCCACCAGACGCAGUGUCCACUUAAUUACGGUUGAAAAUAUAAAUAGUGAGCCACCCACCCCUCCCGAAGACCAUUGUGCUUUUGACGUUUGGCCCGAUUACAUCGCAUUGUGUUCUUCCAAUAACUUAAGGGCCACGGCAUUUUGAAUUCAUUCUUCGGUUUAAGCACGACACGGAUUUUUUGCAGAAGUGAGUGCCACCAAGUGACUGAGACUAAUUAAAAAAGUGCAAAAUCGGACACUUAUCAAGAAACAUUUGGGAAACGUACGCGUCCGCGUCGACCUCCAUACCGUUUUUGGAGGGAGUGAGAGACACCAUCCGUCUCUCUGACUUUUCUUCUUCCUUCCUCGUUUCAGAAAUUAUUCCAAAAUGAAUUGGAAACACUAUAAGUGUACCGGUCUAGUCGUGCUUUUAGCAGUAUUCAGCAGCGCAGAACCUCCAAGUUCGUACGGUGCUCCGUCAUCCGGUUAUGGAGCUCCAGCCUCAGAUUAUGGUGUUCCAUCCAAAGGGGGUGGUUAUGCCCCCGCACCAAGUUACGGUCCCCCACCAGCGCCUUCAUAUGGCCCCCCUCCAAAAGCGUCGUAUGGACCACCAGCCCCUUCCUACGGUCCCCCUCCUAAGGCCUCUUACGGCCCUCCAAAGGGUGGUGGAGGAUGGGGAAAUUCCGGUGGAGGCAAAGGUGGCGGAGGUGCUGGUAACAUCAUCGGAGACAUUAUCCGCACCAAGGCUGCCAUCAAGGGUGCAAUAAUCGGAGCAAUCAAAGCCAUCAAAGGAGGAAUCAUCGCAGUGAAGGGGAAGGUGAUCAAAACCAAGGGAAAUCUCAUCGCCGCAAAAGGAGGUAUUAUUGAAGGUUUUGGAAAAGGUAUUGCUCAAAAAGGCAAAGGGCUCAAGUCUGGAUUGUCAAAUCUUAACUUUGGCGGAAAAGGAGGAGGUGGAAAAGGUGGUUACAGCGGAGGUGGUGGUUACGGCAAGGGACCUUCCACUUCGUACGGACCACCCCCAAAGGCGUCUUACGGUCCACCUAAGGCAUCAUACGGUCCUCCACCCAAGGCAUCAUACGGUCCACCACCAAAGGCUUCAUACGGUCCACCAAAGGCAUCAUACGGUCCACCAAAGGCAUCAUACGGUCCACCCAAGGCUUCAUACGGUCCACCCAAGGCUACUUAUGGUCCACCACCAUCUUCCGGUUGGUCCUCAGGCGGUGGGGGCGGCAAGGGCGGCGGUGGUUUCGACAUCAAGGGAAAAUUCUCCAGCCUGUUCAGCGGACUUGGUAAGGGUGGGGGCGGAGGUGGUGGGUGGAGUUCUGGUUCCGGAGGGUAUGGAAAGGGAGGAAGCGGCGGAUACAGCGGUGGCGGUGGUGGAUACAGCGGUGGAAAAGGAAAUGCAGGGUACAUCGUCAUCUCCCCAGUGCCUUCGUCUGGAUAUGGGGCUCCCUCCUCCGGUUAUGGGGCACCUUCCUCGAGUUAUGGGGCAGUCCCCUCUUCAAGUUAUGGAGCAGUGCCUUCCUCAAGUUAUGGGGCAGUGCCCUCCACUGGCUAUGGGGCAGUGCCUUCAACCGGAUAUUCGAGCCCAUCCCCCGGAUACGGAGGAAGUAUUCCUCCCGUGCCGUCCGAUUCGUACGGGUCUUUCAGUGGAAGCCAUUCAGCUCCUUCUCCGCAAUAUGCCGUCGACCGACCGACCGCAAACAGUUAUGGGACACCUGACUCGUCGGUCGUGGCCAACAAUAAAGAUGUUUUCAUGGUUUACGAGACGCUCAAAAUGAGAGGACAACCUGCCGGACCCGUUCCACAAGGUGACUAUGGAGCCCCACCCACAAACCUCCCGUCUACCGGGUAUUCCUCCUCCUCUUUCUCCCUGCAACCCGCUUCCCUAGCUCAUACUCAGUCCUACGAACAAAUCCCGGCGCAACAGCCGGCCCCUCAACAGCAAGGUUUCAUCACGACGAAUCAGAUCGACCAGGGGUACCCGGUACCCCAGCCGAGUUACCAGCCCACUCCGGACCAGGGUUAUCAACAACCAAGUUAUCAAGAUGGUCCCUCUCCUGAUCAAGGUUUCCAACCAUCGUCGCCUACUUAUCAACCGGACCAAGGAUACCACCCACAACCCGAUCAAAGUUAUGACCACCAGCAGUACCAACAACCUCCCGCACCACAACAGGCGUCCAUACCGGAUCAAGAGUAUCGCCCUCUCCUGCAAGAAGCACAACCGCAACAACAACAGCCAUCCGUGAUGCCGUCGUUCCCAUGCACGCCGUGUUCCAGCAGCUUAUCUUUGGGUCCUGCGCCGGCGUCAAAUUCUGAGUAUGGGUCCCCCUCUAAUCCUGAUCCUUACCAAUCCUCCUCUCAAAACCUUAGCCCUGUAUAUCGACACCCUGGACAUAGGUACUCUUCUUCCUCCACUUCUCAGGAAUCUGACGAUUCCUCCUCCCCCUCGACAUCAACAGAUUCCUCCACAACUACUCAAGGAUAUUCAUCAUGAACGAAAACUCUGCUAGAAAAUUCCCAAAUCUAAAAAUUUCCAAUGGCGAAAUUGAAAAAUUAUCUGAACGAAGACAGCCGAAUUGGAUGCAUCCAUUUAUUAAAAUAUUGUAAUCGACUUUAUCAAGAUUUUAUUACUUUUGUUUUAACUUGUACAGUUUAUUUUUUUACAUAGGCGAAAGAUUUAUCAAUGUUAUCUUCGUAAAAAUAUGAAAAAAACCUUAUCUUUUUUUUAAAAUGUCAAUGCAAUAAUUUUCACAUAAAUAUUUCCUUAUUUUUAAAUGCCAGAGUAUUAUUGAGGAAGACCACCCUCCAGAAAAAUGUUUCCAAUCAAAAUCCGUCCCAAAGUUUUCUGUAAAGUGCAUCAUUAUUACAUAAAUAUUCGUAUUAAAUAUUUUCAUAAUUUAGGAGGUGAAUUUACGUAAAUAUUCAAUAAUCAAUAAGUAUAAAAAUGAGCUUGUGUCAGUGUCAUGCUUAUCUUUGAAACAAUUUUUGAAUGAGGUGUGAAAAUGUGUCAAAAUAACGAAAAAGUUUUUAUUUUUAUUUUUAUGCAUCAAGCUCAACUCACUGUUUUGUGUGAAUCUCUUUCCGGAAUACGUGGUACAUAUUAAGAUGAGUGGUAUGAAAAAUGGAAAAUUUUUAAAAUUCCCAAAAAAUAUGAAAUGUUUGUGUUUGAUUAAUGAUUAUUAAUUAUUCGUGGUCAUGAAUUUUUUUCAUGAUUGCGACAACUUUACGUAUGAUCUUAAGUGAAAUGUGUUUCAUUAAGUUUAUGUAUGUUAAACCAUGAUAUUUUACACUUUGGUUUAAUACAAAGUGAUAUAAUACGUCUUUUUUUACUUACAAUUAGCAUGGACAAUGCAAUAUAAUUAUUUUUUUUAUGAAUGAAACGCUUUAUUUAGAAGAAGCCUAAUGAGAGAAUGAUUGUUAUUAAAUAGAUAAAUAUUUCAGCCUCAAAAUUUCUUAAUUAUUGUUUUUGAUGAGAAAAUGUUGUAUGUGUUCUACAGAAUUAUGUGUGAAUUUUAGGAAUGAAUGUCUCGCUUGAAAUAUUAAUUGUGAACAAAUGAGGCUAUAAUUUGUUGGUAUGAUUUAUUGUUGUGAUUAAAUGUUGUAAAAAUGUGAAUUUUUGAAAAUAAAAUGUUCCCAAAAUAAUAAUAA